ACUUUUUAUUAUUAUUAAAUUGUAUGGGUUAGUUUUGCAGCCUUUUAUUGGUUAUUUGGGUUCAUGGGUUUAUUGUCUUCUGCAGCCCUAUGACUCAUGACCAAUUUAUUUAUUUGUUGCUGUUCAUAUAUAAUAAAUACAACUGAAGCAGAAACUGACUCAAUUUUAAUAUUGAGACUAUUGGACAAUAUGCUAAAUUACUGCAAAAAGUAACAACACACUACAAAAAUCUUUGUCAAAGGGCUUCAUACAGUAGCAUGCAGUGCUUUAUUAACUUCAGCAUGAAAAGAAUGUGACAUGAGGCUGCCAGCUGGCCCAGUCCAGGCAUAAUCCUUCACAUCUUGAAUGUAAUAGCUCAGGCUGAUUUUGGGGGUUUGGUCCUGGUGCAGGAUGAUGCCGACCCUGACCCCACACAUAGCAGUACCUCAGCCCUCUUACUCCCAGGCCAGGGAGAACCUGGUGAAGGCUAUCCCACCUAAGCUCCUCUGUCUGCUGGCCUGUGGAGGAAAAGACUGUCGCUAUGAAGGUCCAGAGUGUUGGAAAGCAAACCAGCAGAUUAUCCGAGGCCUUUACUCCUCCUGGGUGACAGAUGACAUAAUCGCCAUGGCACGACCCUCCACUCAUCUUAUUGAGAAGUACAACAUCAUAGACCAGUUUCAAAGGUUGAACAUCAGAUCAAUCAUUAACAUGCAAAUCCCAGGCGAGCAUGCUCACUGUGGACCUCCCCUAGACCCUGAAAGUGGCUUCACAUACUCUCCACAGAUCUUCAUGGACAAUGACAUUUACUUUUACAACUUUGGGAUGCCAGAUUUCGGUGUGACCUCCCUCCUUGGCAUAAUUGAUGAGGUGAAGGUUUUGGCCUUUGCUGUGAGGGAAGGAAGAGUGGCGGUGCACUGCCAUGCAGGCCUAGGCAGGACAGGUGUCCUGAUAGCCUGUUACUUAGUCUAUACCCUGCGUAUCAGUCCGAGUGAGGCUGUCCACUAUGUGCGGAUUAAACGGCCACGUUCUAUCCAAACCCGAGCACAGAUCAGCCAGGUGUUUGACUUCGCUCGCCUGCUUGGUACACAGCUAGUCCAGUACCCAGACCUCAGCCUGCGGCAUGGAGCCCCUUUCACCCUGCAGCACUACCUAAACCGACAGGCGCUCCUGCUGCACGGCCAGGAGGCACGCACCCUCAGAGAAAUACCCAAGGUGGUGUACCUCCUGUGUAUGUGUCUCUCCUGCUUGGCCCUGGGUCUCCCUGCACCUCCAGAGGUAUAUGCUGAACUGGAGAAGAGGUCAGCACUGAGGACCCUAAGCAGGACUCUGAGGGAGACCCUGGUGUCCAAACAGUACUUGCCCUUGCUGAGGGAGGGUCGUAAGGGUUCGUGGGUAAGCUCAGGGUCAGUGUCCUCUUGGGACGAACCACUGGGAUUCCUGGAGAGGAAGAGAGACGUGCUGCUGGACAAACGCAGCUACAGCGACUCUGAUCUCAGCAAGAUCAAAGAUCUGGAGAGUCCAUCCUUUACCCAAGCACUUGGAAAUGAGCGAAACUGGUGCGUACAGGAUCUGAUACGACCUGAUAUGAGACCAGUUAGCCCGGUCCUUGCAGCAUUUUCAUCAGAGCGGUGUUCCAAAAAAGAAUCUCAUGCACUCAAUAUCCCAAUAUUUGGCAUGAGCACAAGCAACAACAGUGCUAAGAAGUCUAAGAGCACAGCUAAAAAGGCACUCCCCAAAUACAGCUCCAACCUCGAGCUGUGCAGAAAUCCACACAAUCCAGGUCCAACCUCAGUGGCUCGUGUCGUUGCUAAGGCAAUGGCAGACCAAGGUCCUCCAGGAGAAACUGUUCUACAGAGGUCGGCGCUGCUGCAGGAGGAACUGAACAGUAGUGACGGUGGCUGGGCUCUGAUGGUCACAGAGUCAGAUCCUCAAGUUCUCAGUUGUCUGUUAUGGAUGUGGCUGGAGAGGCUAAGGGAGCCUGUUCUGAGUGUAGAGGAUAUAGAAAGGUUGAGCUGUGGAGCAAACAACAGGAAACCUCUCAGUGUGCUCAAGAAGCCACAGAGACACACCAUUUAUUGUCUACUGAGCUGUGUGAGCACAGUGACCAGCCUGUGUCCACACAGAGAGGAUGCAAUACUACAGCGACUGAUGCGAGCACUUACACGGCGACCCCAAGAGGAAAUGGGAAGCCUUGCAGCUUUAAUGAAGAUCCUGAAAGCCAGUUUGACAGAAACCUACCAUGACUACAGAUAUGUCAGGAGGGCCUGCAGCAUGAAUGCUACACUUUGAAGACCAGAGUCAAUAUCAGAACAACAACCGCCAGAGCAAUUUUUAUUUUCAAAACUGGUGGUAUUUAAUUUUUGGCACCUGAUUGUGGUGAAACUCAAGAGGUGUAAUGAUGUAGGAAAAGCAAAACUAUGAAUAAUAAAAUCAAUGAUGAAUUCCAUUUAGCUACUUUGGUUUCAGGGUCCUGAUGUUGGCUCACUGUCACACUGUCAUAGCUUAAUGGGACACUUGAACAGAAUGGAGCCAUUAUUAAUGUUAUUAACAAUGUUAUUGUGCUUUUCCUUAAUUGACAAGUUAAUGUGUCUGCUGUGAAAAAGGCCCAUUAGUUUACCUUUUUUGGCCCCAAAGCAAGAUUUGGCUUCUGUUACAACCUGAUUAUUUCUUCUCCUUUAAAAUAUAUCAAAGUACACAAUGGAUGUGGAUUAAAAACAAUUUGUCUAUAUCUUUUGAGAUAUAUCAAAUAAAUGACUAACUAGAGCUAUGUAAAACAAACUAUGAUUCUUCUCCUCUCGUUCAGCCUGAGCCGAGUCUCUUUGGUUAAAUUUUAACUGCCCUUUCUGCCACUAAAUUGUUAUGUUUGUUUGGUUUCGCUCAUACGUUCACCAACUAAACCACUCAGAAGGAGCAAUUAAUGCAUGAAAAUGCGUAUCAACAAAAUAUAAAGAUAAAACGGUCAAAGAUUUCUUGAGAAGUAAAGAAUUUGCAUUUACAUCUCUAUCAUUUUCAAACAUUUAUUACCCUUUAUGAACAGUUGGUACAGAAUUAAUAUUGUCCACAGCGGACUAAGAUGUCUGAUCCCUGAAAACUCCAACCUGGAUGGAAAAAUGGAUGUAACCUUGGAUCCACAACUAAAUAUUAUAUGAGAUUUUUUUUCGUCAAGCUUGUAGUGCUGCAAAAAAUAUUUUAGGUUUUAAUCAUUUUUUUCAUGUCUAAAAUAAGCUACCUUAGUAUUAGCAAAUUAAAUCCAAAAAAUGAAUGUAGGUUUUCAUAUCUAAUAAAAGAUUUACACCAUCUGCUCUGCAUAAUGUGUUUUAUGUAAACCCAUUACCAAAUUCCUUCACCU
This is a messenger RNA of Thunnus maccoyii (southern bluefin tuna), 3328 nucleotides long. RefSeq lists its product as uncharacterized. Gene Ontology annotation, biological process: protein dephosphorylation; cilium assembly. Gene Ontology annotation, molecular function: protein tyrosine/serine/threonine phosphatase activity. The record is from RefSeq and is a predicted model, not a curated record. NCBI's taxonomy places the organism in Eukaryota, Metazoa, Chordata, Actinopteri, Scombriformes, Scombridae. The transcript has 12 exons. The coding region runs from base 391 to 2268 and encodes 625 amino acids.